Molecule: messenger RNA, 3564 nt
Organism: Clarias gariepinus (North African catfish)
Lineage: Eukaryota; Metazoa; Chordata; Actinopteri; Siluriformes; Clariidae
Product: methylcrotonoyl-coenzyme A carboxylase 2
Exons: 14
Coding region: 94-1932 (612 amino acids)
Biological process (GO): L-leucine catabolic process
Cellular component (GO): mitochondrion; methylcrotonoyl-CoA carboxylase complex
Molecular function (GO): methylcrotonoyl-CoA carboxylase activity
Source: RefSeq, a predicted model, not a curated record
GUUUCCCUCCAGACACAUUUAAAUGUAUCACGGCGAAUAAAUAAAAUAACUAGAUUCUAGUCAUGUAUCGUUGCAUGUACCGUUCAAGUUUAAAUGUUGAAUCCAGAUGACAAUUCAGAAAAAAACUUGUUUCUAAAAAAUGGACGAAUGUGCUACACAAACCCAUUAUGCACCAAAUCACUGUCAAGGACCAGAGAAGAAAAGAACUGCUCUCUACGUCAGUGCACUUAUUACAGCUCAGCCAGACUACUAAAAUGCCUGAGACACAAUCUGCAGCCCAUCUGCACACAUCAGGCACUGUUACACCGCUGCAUAAGCUCAACUGUGCAGGGAAGAAGGGGGCCAAGUGCGUUCCCAGUAGUGGAUGGAUCAUAUCAGCUUAUUCACAGACAUGUAUUCGAAGUAAAUUUACAGAACAGCCAGGCAUGUCAACAAAGGUAUCUAGAACUUAAGGAAACAGCAUUAAAGGGUGGUGGUGAAAAUGCCAUUGCCCGACAUACACAGAGAAACAAGAAGAUGCUAGUCAGAGAGAGGCUCCACAUGCUGUUGGAUGAUGACGAUUAUCUAGAACUGUCGCUGUUUGCUGGACUGGGAUUACCGUAUGGGGACAUUAUAUCAGCCAGCUGUCUUACAGGUAUUGGUAAAAUAAAUGGGCUGUGGUGUGUAUUCACCGCUAUUGAUGCCACUGUGAAAGGAGGCACAGCAUACCCUAUUACAGUGAAGAAACAGCUUCGUGCUCAGGAAGUGGCCAUACAGAAUCGACUCCCCUGUGUUUACUUGGUUGACAGUGGGGGUGCAUUUUUACCUCUUCAGGCAGAUAUAUUUCCUGAUAAGAACCAUGGUGGCCGUAUUUUUUACAAUGAAGCUAUAAUGUCAGCAAUGAAGAUUCCACAGGUGGCAGUGGUCUGUGGGUCAUGUACUGCUGGUGGAGCCUACGUCCCCGUUAUGGCAGAGGAGGCAAUUAUUGUGCACAGGAUAGGGACCCUAUUUUUAGGUGGCCCUGCACUGGUUAAAGCUGCUACUGGUGAAGAAGUGACUGCUGAGGAUCUUGGAGGGGCCAGGUUGCACUCAGAGGUGAGUGGCUGUGUUGAUCAUUUUGCUGCUGUGGAGAGUGAGGCAUACGAGUGUACAAGGAACAUCAUCUCCACUCUAAACUUUAAACUCCCAGAGGAGGACAGCACUGAGAUUGAGGAGCCUCUGUAUAAUCCUGAGGAUCUUAUGGGCCUCGCACCAAGGAGCUACAACUUCAGCAUGGAUGUCAAACUGAUUGUGAGUCGACUGACUGAUGGCAGUCGUUUCCAGGAGUUCAAGUCUUUUUACGGAAGGACACUUCUAACUGGAUUUGCCAAAAUUAAAGGACAUUUGGUUGGUGUUGUCGCUAACAAUGGCAGGCUAACAUAUGAAGCCUGUCUGAAAGGAACCCAUUUUGUUCAGCUGUGUGACCAGAGAGACAUCCCUCUAAUCUUCCUGCAGAACACGGCCCCAGAACCUUUGCACACUCUCUCCCGAGACAAGGCAGAGUCCAACACUAUGGUACUUAAAGCUCUGGGUUCCAUGAUGUCUGCUGUGGCCUGUGCAUCUACCCCUAAGAUCACUGUCGUCAUUGGAGGCUGCCAUGGUGGUGACAGCUAUGCCAUGUGUGGAAGGGCUUUUGACCCCAACUUUCUGUUUCUGUGGCCUAAUGCCAAAGUGUCGAUUUUAGCCCCAGGCCAUGCUGAUGUUUUGGUGCAGGAUAAAGAGGAGGCUACACGCAUUAAUAAGCAGCUUAAAGAAGAGAGCUCAGCAAUCUUUUCAUCAGGCAGACUAUGGGACGAUGGUGUCAUUCUUCCCCAAGACACAAGAAAGGUUUUGGGCCAGUGUUUAAAAAUCAUCAAGCAACAGGAGUAUCAGCUAUCUCAAAGAAGGCCCAAAUUCAUCCCUCUUCGAAUGUAACAUCACUGAAAAAAGGCAUCUCACUAAAAUACAUGGAAGGUGUUUUCUAUAAAUGGACAAGACAGGAGCCAUCUUUUGAUGUUGUUGAUAUAUAUAUAUUUUUUUAGCCAGAAAAAAAUAUAUAUAUUUGUAUAAACAAAUGCAUUUUAAAAUGUAAAAGAGUGAUUUCAGCAAAUGUAAGACUUGGUUUCAGGCAUUAUCAUGGUUCAUACAUUAUCUUUUGAAGAUGCCUUUACAAGCUUAAUUAAUUUUAAUUGACUUUCAUUUGAGCUUAACAUUUUUUGUGACAUUCAAAAAAGUAAUCCAAUUUUAAGGAAAUGUACAAUAUUUAUUUUUGUACAUAUAUUCUAGAUGCAGUUCAAUUAACAAAAAAAAUAUUUAUUAUUGUCAUUCAAGCUGGUCAGUAACAAAUGACUUGCGGACAAACUUUCUGAUUAAGUGUGUGUAGAGGCCAUGCUGGCCUGUUAUUGCCUCUGAAAUGACCAGGGCCAGGGUCCUUAACUCCUGCCCUAAAGACUCAAUAAUCAGCAGAAGUUCCCUUUAUAGUAACUUGGUAAUGAAAAUGAAAUUGUGCAUCCCAAUGGUGCUCUAUUGGAUUGACAUCUGGUGACUGUGGUGGCCAUUUGAGUACAGUGAACUCAUUGUCAUGUUCAAGAACUCAGCUUCCGAUGAUUUUAGCUUUGUUACAUGCAAGACAGUCUUGGGCAAAUAGGGCUACGUUAACUGUAGUAGGCUACAUUUUAUUUCUUGAUUUUUCUGUGAUGCCAUCAGGAUGAACUCAGCACCACAAACAAAUUGGGGCACAGAAGAAAAAAGCUUUAAGGAACAUUAUUUAAGCAAAUUGUAGUCUCAGUUUCUCAGGAUUCUUGAUGUCCUAAAGGUUUACACCCCCCCCCCUCCCCCCCUGAGUGAUAAAUACUCAGUAGUAUCGUUCAUUACAAGGUGCUAAACUUUUUUUUCCCCUCUACAUGCAAUACAAAACUUUCUCCUUUGCAUAAAAUGCAUUAGGGGGCUGUUGAAUUUACCCCUAGUUUCAAUAAAACUCAUAAUUUUGUUUUUCUUGAAUACGCAUGCUAUUGUUUUGAAUCAGGUUUGUCUCUAGGAAAUAAAACUAUUAAAUUGUUGGUUUGUAUUUAAGUUGUUCACUUCUCGUUGUUCCGAGGAUUAGAUUGGCUUCCUGUUGGUUUUUAUUAAUUGCCCGUGUAUUCAGUUGGGCAAUAUGUGUUUACGAAUGUAUGAAAUUAUAGAAACAUUUGUGUUCCUUAUUAAGUAUUAUUAAUAUUGAGUAUUUUUCUGAUCAGAGACUUUAUUUCUUUUUUUUAAUUCAAAGUAUAGAGUGGUAACAUCAGAGACAGGGUAGAUGUAAAGGCACAUAGGAUUUUCUAUUUCCUAUGUGAAAUCUUCAUCAACUAAAGACAGUAGUAUAAAAAAAUUUAACAUUUUUGUAGCAAAAUGAAGUAACAAUGAAGUAUUGCAAAUAAUGAGCCUUAAGAUGAAGCAUUGUACCUGGAUCAAAGUGAUGGUGAAGAAAUGUUUUUUUGUUAAUUGAAUGAGUAUAAAGUUAUAAUCUGAUCUAGUCCAUGUUGAAUUUAAAUAAAAUUGACAUACUCUCAAGAUGUUUUCAUUUCGUGA